Candida tropicalis MYA-3404 is the source of this 771-nucleotide messenger RNA. RefSeq lists its product as uncharacterized. Gene Ontology annotation, biological process: translation. Lineage: Eukaryota; Fungi; Ascomycota; Pichiomycetes; Serinales; Debaryomycetaceae. The record is from RefSeq and is a predicted model, not a curated record. Gene Ontology annotation, molecular function: ribosomal large subunit binding. Bases 1 to 771 code for a protein of 256 amino acids. Gene Ontology annotation, cellular component: mitochondrion. The transcript has a single exon.
AUGUUUAGAUCAGUUUUAAAACAGCAAAGAAAUCUUUUACCUAGAUUAACAAUUAUUAGAAUUGCAUCUCCUUCAAUUAUCAUUCCAUCAAGUAAUUUCCAUUCAACUUCUAUAAAUCUUGCCAAAAAGAAAGCCAAAAAGAAUAGCAAGCAACAAGAAGAUGUUAAUGAAGAUAUUGAAGAACAAGAAGUAACUAUUGAUUUUGAUCAUGUUACUAAAAAUUUUGAGACUGUUUUAAGUAAAUUUAAUAAAGCAGCUACUGAUAUUAAAUUAGGUAAACUUAAUCCUAAAAUUUUUGAUAAUUUAGAAGUUAAUAUUGGUAGUCAUGGACAAGAAGAAUUGGUUCCAUUUACUUCAGUAGCUCAAACUUCUGUUAAAGGACGUAAUUUCAUAAUUAAUUUAUUUGAUGCUUCAUAUGGUAAACAUGUAAUUAAUUCUAUUAUUGGAUCAGGUUUAAAUAUGAGUGGUACUGUUGAUCCAACAAAUAAAUUUCAAGUUAAAGUACCUAUUCCUACAAUAACCUCAGAAACUAAACAAGAAAAUGCUAAACAAUUGAAAGAGAUUUAUGAAAGUUAUAAGAAUAAUCACAAGACUAAUUCAUUGAAUUCUGUGAGAGGUGAAGUUAGACACAAAUUUCAAAGUCAAUUGAAACAUAGUAAAAUAAGUGAUGCUCAACAUCAAUUAUUGAAAAAAUUGGAAAAUUUACACAAGACUUAUCUCGAUAAAUUAACCGAAGCAUUUAAAACAGCUGAAAAGAGUAUUCUUAAAUAA